Erpetoichthys calabaricus (reedfish) is the source of this 4469-nucleotide messenger RNA. It is a transcript of the gene apaf1, whose product is annotated as apoptotic peptidase activating factor 1. The coding region runs from base 181 to 4047 and encodes 1288 amino acids. Gene Ontology annotation, biological process: regulation of apoptotic process; apoptotic signaling pathway. Gene Ontology annotation, molecular function: ADP binding; protein binding. The record is from RefSeq and is a predicted model, not a curated record. NCBI's taxonomy places the organism in Eukaryota, Metazoa, Chordata, Cladistia, Polypteriformes, Polypteridae. Gene Ontology annotation, cellular component: apoptosome. The transcript has 28 exons.
AGUAAACAUUUAGAGAAACCAGUCGGGGCUCUUUGAGAAGAGGCGUUUGCUGGGAUUUAAGAAGGUAUAUUUAAAUGUCACGCCGAGAUAAAACCUUAUUGGGUUUUACAAAAAAUUGGUUGUGCUGCAAAUAAGGCUGCAUUUUGAAAUAUUGAAUAAGAUUUCUGAGUAUAUGAAGAAAUGGAUGAAAGAGCCCGUAGCUGUUUACUCCGUUACAGAUUGAGACUAGAACAGGACAUCAAGCCAUCUUUUAUUAUGGAUCAUAUGAUUGGCGAUGGAGUGAUUAGCCCAGAUGAAGAAGAAAAAGUGAAAAGCUGGCAUACUCGAAAAGAGCAGGCUGUUGCCUUAAUUGACUGCAUCCUGAAGAAAGAUAAUAUUGCCUACAUAUCUUUUUAUAAUGGCUUAAUCCAAGAACAAUAUCGUGACCUUGCUGCCCUUUUGCAACAUGAUCUUCCACUUGUUUCACCCCCUAUUCAAAAAGGUUUUUCACAUGAUGAAACAGCAUAUGUUCAGACAAUCUUGUGUGAAGGGGGUGUUCCACAAAGACCUGUUGUUUUUGUGCAUCGUCCAGAGCAAAUUAAGAAGAUUCGAGAUCAGUUGUGUAAGCUAGAAAAACAUCCAGGAUGGAUUACAAUCUUUGGGAUGGCAGGUUUUGGGAAGUCUGUUCUAGCUGCUGAAUCAGUAAGAGAUGAACAGCUUUUGAGAGCUUACUUUCCUGGUGGAGUGCAGUGGUUAUCAAUUGGGCAACUGGAUAAAGCUGAUCUCCUUGCUAAAAUGCAAGCUCUUUGCUUUCGUUUGGAUCAGGACUCACAGACUUUUCAAAGACCGCCAGUAACAACAGAAGAAGCCCGUGACCGCUUGCGUUUUCUCAUGGUUCGCAAAUAUCCCAGAUCCCUUUUAAUUCUCGAUGAUGUAUGGGACAGCUGGGUAUUAAAAGCUUUUGACAUUCAGUGCAGAGUCCUGCUUACUACAAGAGACAGAAGUGUGACAGAUUCAGUAUCAGGUAAAAAGUAUGAGGUAUCUGUCCGAAAUGGUCUAGAAGAAGACAAGUCAUUGGAAGUUCUUGCACUUUUUGUGAAUAAGAAAGUGAAAGAAUUGCCAGAACAAGCCUGUAGUAUUGUGAAAGAAUGUAAAGGUUCGCCUCUAGUGAUAUCACUGAUUGGAGCUCUCCUGCGAGAAUUUCCUGAUCGCUGGGAAUACUAUUUAAGGCAACUGCAGAAUAAACAAUUUAAAAGAAUACGCAAGUCUUCUUCAUACGACUAUGAAGCUUUAGAUCAGGCUAUGUCUGUCAGUAUUGAGGUGCUUCCGGAACACUACAAAGAGUAUUAUAUGGAUCUCACUGUGCUUGAAAAGGAUGUCCAUUUUCCAGCUAAGGUACUGUCAGUUUUGUGGGAUUUGGAACCAGAGGAAGUUGAAGAUAUACUUCAAGAAUUUGUUAAUAAAUCACUACUUUUUCUUGAUCGCAAUAAGACUCCUUUCCAGUAUUAUCUACAUGAUCUGCAACUAGACUUUCUAACAGAACAGAAUCGCAACAGAAUUCAGGAGUUACAUUCAAAUGUGGUUACACAGUAUAAGAAGCACUACAAAAAUGAACAUUCAAAUGUAGCAGACGAGGAAGGCGUAUAUUGGUUUAGGUACUUAGGAUGUCAUUUCGCAAAAGCUUAUAUGAAAAAGGAGCUGUGUUCUCUUUUGUUUUCACUGGACUGGGUGAAAGCUAAGUCAGAAAAGAUGGGCUCAGCCCACCUUAUAAAUGACUAUGUGAUACAUAAAGAAAUGUUAGAUGAAGAGAACAGUGUGAUACGUGAUGAUUUCCAGGCAUUUAUUUCACUGAAUGGACCCCUUCUGGAGCAAAAGCCUUUCCCUGACGUCAUACAGCUUGGUCUUAGUCAGCCAGACUCCUCAGAAGUAUAUCGUCAAGCAAGAACUAAGGCCCUUGAAAAAGCAAACCAAGGAUCUUUUUAUUUGGAAUGGAUAAACAAAACCAGUUUAGAGAAUUUAUCGCGUCUGAUUGUACGACCUCAUACUGGAGCUGUUUAUUAUGCCUGCUUUUCUCGGGAUCUGAAAAAAAUAGCUUCUUGUGGAGCUGAUAAAACAUUACAGGUUUUCAAGAGUGAAACAGGAGAAAAUCUUUUUGGAUUUACAGCUCACACUGACGAUGUGCUGUGCUGUGCAUUUUGCCCUGAUGAAAAGUUAAUUGCCACCUGUUCAGCUGACAAAAUGGUUAAAAUUUGGAAUGCAGUAACUGGGAACCUGAUAAGAAUGUAUGAAGAGCAUUCAGAACAAGUUAACCACUGUCAGUUUACCAAUACAAAUCGGAAAGUGCUGCUUGCUACAUGCUCAAAUGACAGUGAACUUAAGUUGUGGAAUAUCAAUAGGCCUCAGUCUCAAAACACUUUGUUUGGCCAUGAUGACUAUGUAAAUCAUUGCUGUUUUUCACCUGAUGAUGAAUAUCUGGCUAGCUGCUCAAGUGAUGGAACAGUAAAGCUCUGGCAAGUCUCUGCAGCUAAUGAAUGGAAAACUAUUGACAUAAAAGAAUAUUUUCCAAUUAAUGAAGGUGACAACAAUAUCAUAGUAAAAUGCAGUGCUUGGUCAUCAGAUGGUACUCGCAUAAUGACAGCAGUCAGAAAUCAAAUUUUUGUUUUUGAUGUUGAAACUUCAUACUUGUUAUCGAAUAUUAAAACAAGCCAUCAUAGUACAAUUCAGUUUUGUGACUUCUGCCCAAGUAGUCAGCUUGUGGCUUUAGCUCUGUCACAUUUCACAGUUGAGUUGUGGGAUAUUAACUCAAAUAAGAAAGUAGCAGACUGUCCAGGACAUCUCAGCUGGGUUCACUGUGUAAGAUUCUCACAAGAUGGAUCAAUGCUUCUCUCUUCUUCAGAUGAUCAAACUGUUAGAGUCUGGGAGACAAAUAAAGUACAUACUUCAUCAGCUGCUCUUUUGAAGAGAGAUGCAAAUGUAAUCUUUCAAAAUAAUAACACAACUGUUUUGGCACCUGACAGCAAGAAACGAUUGCAGAUGAUAACAGGAAAAGCCGGUGAGAGAGUGCAUUUCUCAGGUGAACAAGAAUCCCGCAUUCGUUGUUGUUGCCUCAACAAUAAUUUGCAGACUUCUGCAUUAGGUCAGGAUAAUGGAACAGUAAAGGCAAGUCUGAUGUCUCCUACUCAGGUACUAAGGAGUAUUGGUUGGUGGACUCUUCACCUUCUUACUCUCCAAGAAACCAUCCUAGCAGCACAUGGAUUAGAGAAUGGAAACGUAAAGGUUUUGGAAAUGCCCAGUGGCCAAAUCCGUAGUAUUUUAGAAGGACACACCAAAGCUGUGCAGCAUUGCCAAUUUAUCUGUGAGAGUGAAGUUUUGAUAACUUGUUCUGAUGAUGCAACAAUACGGAUAUGGAACUGGAAAUCUAAGGAUAGCACGGUGCUUGUUGGCCACACUGAGCAAGUGAAAGAGUUCAGAGUUUUGGAUGGGUCAAAGUUACUUUCGUGGUCCUUUGAUGGAACAGUUAAGCUGUGGGACAUUGAGACUGGUAAGAUAAUUCAAGACUUCAUCUGUCACAAAGGAGCUGUUCUGGCAUGUGAUAUUUUACUGGAUGGAAACAAAUUUUGUUCAGCUUCUGCUGAUAAGAGUGCCAAGAUUUGGAGUUUCAGUACAACAUCUGCUCUUCAGGUACUUAAUGGACAUGAAGCUUGUGUUCGAAGCUGCCGCUUUUCCUGGGAUGGCACAGUUCUGGCAACUGGUGAUGACAAUGGGGAAAUUAGAAUAUGGAGUGCAUUUGAUGGACAAUUACUUCAUAUUUGCACUAGAGACAGCAAAGAUUCUUUGGAGUCCCUACAUGGUGGCUGGGUUACAGAUCUCCAUUUUUCACCCGACUGCAAGGUGCUUGUUUCCACAGGAGGUUAUAUUAAGUGGUGGAAUGUUGAGAACGGAGAAUCUUUACAAACAUUUUAUACAACGGGAUCAAAUCUCAAGGGAAUCCAUGUAUCUCCAGACUUUAAGACAUUUGUAACCAUUGACAAUAUGGGUAUCCUCUACAUUUUAAAGAAAUUAGAGUGAAAUAAUAUGUGUCAAAAAAUACACACACACACAUAUAUAUAUAUAUAUAUAUAUAGAUAUAUAUAUAUAUAUAUAUAUAUAUAUAUAUAAUACCUGUAUAUGUAAUUCUCAAGCAUAUGAGUUUCACCUCUUUUAUAAACACAAAGUAUUUUUCUACAUUUUGUAACACUUGAGAUGUUAUUCCUAUACUUUUCAUACUUGAGAAGGUAAUGUGGAUUCCUAUGACAACAGGACAAAAAAUAAUAAAUGAGUGGUAAAAGUCUGCAAAAUAAGCACAUAGUUUUGAAUUUAAUUACAGUAUAGAUAAUCAAGUAAACAUGUGCCUUUUUAAUCUCUCCUUUCCAUUCAUUACUGAUUUUCAACUUUUUGAAUGUGAAUUUAAAAAUUCCUAUUUGAUGAAUAAUAAACAAGAAUUUUACAAU